Molecule: messenger RNA, 4740 nt
Organism: Mobula hypostoma (lesser devil ray)
Lineage: Eukaryota; Metazoa; Chordata; Chondrichthyes; Myliobatiformes; Myliobatidae
Product: transmembrane protein 143-like
Exons: 7
Coding region: 90-1538 (482 amino acids)
Source: RefSeq, a predicted model, not a curated record
AUCUCUUUAGACUGCAGGAGGAAACCAGUGCAGAUGGAGAAAACCCACUCGGUUAUGGGGAUUUGGUACAAACCUCUUAUAGACAAUGGAUGCUCCGUUUCCCGGCAUCUCUCCGCACCGCGCUCAUUCUCCCGCCCCACUGGAUCCCGGUUUGGCUCCCCUGGGCAACGGUGGCGCAGCUGAGAGCCAGAGGAUUGAGGGUCAUUGACACCGGAUCGCAGAGCAGAGCGGCGAGUGUUGGUAACACUCUGUCGAGGGGUGACAGAGUGAGAACCAAUCAGUCUGGAACGCAGCUGGCAGGAGUGAGGGUUGGUUACUCCCUACUGAGUGGUAACGGAGUGAGGGUCGGGGACUCUGCAUCACAUGGGGAAGGAGUGAAUCCUGAGGAGCCGGAGCAGAUGCCGGACGACUAUGAGGAACACUUCAUCCCCUUCGACAAGGAUGUUCUACUGCAGCUGUUACUGAAGGAAAUGAGCUCCACUUCGGAGGAGGCGAGAACCUCACUGAGGACCUUGUGCAAGGAGGCGGAAACAGCUACCGUGAGGCAGUACCACGCAGUUCUGGAGCACCUCAUGGGGCUGUAUGAGCCUAUCAACCCUGAUCGAGACACAUUGCCUGCCCUGAACCUGGGUGAACCCAGACAACUGGAGCAGGAGAAGGCGGUGCUAAGGAACCUCAGCAAUGUGAUGGACCAGGCCAACUUCAACGAGCUGUCUGAGAAAACCAUCCAGUACGCUAUGCAGCACCACGACCCCGUCUUCAAGUCCCAGGUCAAUGUCCGGCUGGAGGACUAUGAAUACAUGAAAUUCUGGGCUCUGGGCCUGCGCAAGGGGGUGGUGCCACAGGAGAUGAGGCAGCUGAAAUCCUCGAGGUUGUUCUUCCGCCGCCAGGUCAAGCUGCCCCAGGACCGGAGCUACUGCAAGCGUGUGAUCAUGGCGGCCCGUGAGCGGGAGGGAAGGUUGGUCCUCCGGUCAUUUAAGGACAUCCCGCUGGAGAACCUGGAGCACCUGCUGCCCGCAGCACAGCCGCGGGUCAGCCUGCCACGCCGGACCUCCCUCUACCUUAGCCUGGCAGCAGGCGGGGCUGUCCUCUUCGCCAACCUGAUCGUGCUGGGCCUGUAUGGACUGCGGCUCAAUUUUGCCCUGCUGCUGGUCCUCUUUGGAGCGCUGAUGGCCGGCCGACUGCGACGCCUGUCCCGGGUGCAGCGGGAGAGGGCAGCACUAGCCCAUGCCCUCGUGCUAGCCGGCCGCUGCACCUCCGGCAACGCAGAGCUCCUGGCAGCUCUGGCCCGACGAGCCCAGCAGGAGCAGGUCAAGGAACUGAUGCUCGCCCAUGCCUUCCAGCUCCUCCUCCUACGCCAAUACCGUGAGCAGGGAAGCCCCAGCCGCGUCACAUACACCGAUGCAGACCUGGCAGCACUGCUGUCACUGAGGGUGUCUGAGUGGCUGCGCCGGCAAUCGGGGCUGGCCAUCUCCUUCCGGGGAUCCCGCGCGCUGGCCCACCUGCACGAGCUCGGUAGGCAACUGAGGCAGAGCUGAGGAGCAGGAGGACGAGGACAGCGUUGGGACGAGAGAGGGCGGGGCAGCGAGCUGGUGACGAGUGGCCAUGAGGUGUGGCGGGUGCAGCGACGGAGGGGGGUGGUGGGUGGGAAGAGAAAGUUGCUCAUGUCACUCAGGCAGACCAGCGGUUGACCUGUGGGAAAGGUCCAAAGGUUCAGCCCUGCUCUGUGUCCCACAGAUACACACAGGCAUACACACACAUACAAACACACACAGAGAUACAUAUAUACACACAGACACUUAGGGAUGCACACAGAGUGAUACACAUACACACACACACACACUCUCCCUAUCUCUAUCUCCAUGCAGCAUAGUCAGAUCCACUCUCAGCACACAACCUGGUGUGCAAGUGCCACCAGCAGGUCGAGUGCUCGACGGUGGGUGCAGCUCGCAGUGCACCCACCGAAGACCAAACUCCCAUCAGUAGAAUCCACCUCAACGGGUAAAGACAGACCAAAAUAAACUAUCAACUGUCCAGCCCUUGGCUCCAUCCCUCCCCCUCCUGUCUUCUUCUAUCAUUUCGGAUCUCCCCCUCCCACUUUCAAAUCUCUUACUAGCUCUUCUGUCAGUUAGUCCUGCCGAAGGGUCUCGGCCCAAAACGUCGACUGUACCUCUUCCUAGAGAUGCUGCCUGGCCUGCUGCGUUCACCAGCAAUUUUGAUGUGUGUUGCCAAAAUAAACGACUUUGGUCCGGCAUGUCUUCACAAUCUCGUCAUUUCUCGGGUGUGGAAGGGAAUGGGCAGCAGGUCAAUAAGGGCUGACUGGACCAAGUCCAUGCUGGUUUACCCCAUGAAGGAAGAUCAGAUAGGUUCGACUUGGAUAGCUGAGUAGAAUCGUGGGGAUCCGCAUCGAGAAGUGCAGGAUUCUGAAGGGUUUCACUAAUUAAAAGCCCUACAGACUGGAAACAGCCUCUUCGGCCCAACACAUCCGUGCCAAGCGAGGUCACUACUUGAGUUAAUCCCACUUAAUAGUGCAGUCACUUGAUGCAAGUGUGAUGUUCUCCCAAGAUGGUGCUCUUGGUCUGUACUCAUAGAGAACGCCUGUGCGUGACUUCAUUUAACAUGAGGAGGCACCGCACCAGGUCAGGGGCAAUAAUCCUAUUUACCCGCAUCUGGCCCAUAUUCCCCUAAGGCUUUUCUAUCCGUGUACUUGUCACAGUUAAACUGUAGGUGGGGGAGUGGAGAUACGUCUCUAACAAAGGAGGUGUGAGACACUCCUUUCCUCAGCUAGCCUGCAGGUCAUCCUUGGGCAAGGUGUAGCAACUGCUUAGCCACCCCCAGCCCCAAUGCUCGAUAAGGGUCACAUAAAGCCAUGGGAGUAGGUGGUAGAUGGUCGUAUGAGCGGUCACUGGUCACUGCAUUCCACAAGUCCUGGUUAUGCGACCACUGAUGCAUACAAUCUCUGCGGAGUAUUGAUCCUGGCAGGGAUCACUCUUCUUGUAAAGACACUGCCCAGAAGAAGGUAAUGGCAAAUGACUUCUGCAGAGAAAAUUUGCCAAGAACAAUUAUGGUCAAGGCCAUGAUCGCCCAUGUCACAGGAUACGACACAUUAGAUUAGAUUAUGAGGACACUCAGUCCUCGUUUAUUGUCAAUUAGAAACACAUGCAUUAAAAAAUGAUACAACGUUCCUCCAGAAUGAUAUCACAAGAAAACACAGGACAAACCAAGACUAAAAGUGACAAAACCACAUAAUUAUAACAUAUAGUUACAACAGUGCAAAGCAAUACCAUGAUUUGAUAAAGAGCAGACCAUGGGCACGGUUAACAAAGUCUCAAAGUCCGGUACACUCAUCAUCUCACGCAGGCGGCAGACGGGAGAAACUCUCCCUGCCAUGAACCUCGAAAGCGCCACCAACUUGCCGAUGCAGCACCAUUGGAAGCACCCAACCGCAGCAGACUCUGAGUCUGCCCGAAAACUUCGAGCCUCCAACCAGCCCCUCCGACACAGCCUCUCCGAGCACCAUCCUCUGCCGAGCAACAAGCAAAGCCGAGGACUCGGGGCCUUCUCCUCCAGAGAUUCUGGACCACACAGUAGCAGCAGCAGCAGCGAAGCAGGCAUUUCAGAAGUUUCACCAGAUGUUCUUCUGUGCUCUCACCUCCGUCUCCAUCAAAUCAGGAUUGUGCACGGCACUCUUCUUGACAAAUAACAGGCAUCACCACCGGAGUGGCCGCUGCGAGUUGCAUCACACCGCCAUCUUCUCCUCCUGCCAUUGUUCCUCGUAAUGAACAAUGAUUGAAUGAUGAAGAUGACUACUGAGAGUAGGGCAAUGAUAUUGUCUAUGUGGAUUUUGGUGAGGCAUUUCACAAGAUUACUUGUAGUAAACAGACCCAGAAAGUGAAGAUGCAAGGGAUCCAUUUAGUUUGGAUUCAGAUCUGGCUUGCCCAUAGAUGGCAGUGGGCAGUAGAGGGAAGCCUGUUAUUCUAGCUGUAGAUCCAUCAGCACUAGUGUUCUAUAGAGAUUAUUGCUGGAAUCUUUGAUUUAUUCAUUUAUUUUUUGAGAUACAACAUGGAAUAGGCCCUUCCAGACCUUCGAGCUGCACCACCCAGCAGUCCCCCCUGUUUAACCCUAACCUAAUUACUGAACAAUUUACAAUGACCAAUUAACCUACCAACCGGUACAUCUUGGGAUUGUAGGAGGAAACUUGAGCACCCGGAGGAAACCCACACAUUCAUGCGGAGAGCAUACAAACUUCUUACGAGCAGUGGCAGGAAUUGAAUCCGGGUCGCUGGUACUGUAGAGCACUCUGCUUACCACUAUGCUACCUGCGAUCCUUGAUCCUUGUGAUAUAUAUAAUAAGAUAUAUGUUUGUAUAAAUGUCUUAAAUCAAAGUAGGUUGGUGAGUUUUGCAGAUUCCACAAAGAUUGAUGGGAUUGCAGACAAAGUAGUCAGCUGUCAAAGAAUACACCAGAAUAUAGAUCGGUUACAGAUACGUGCAGAGAAAUGGUAGAUGGAGUUUAAUGCCGGCAAGUUGUCAUGAAGGGCCCCCAUCACCCAAGACAUGCCCUCUUCUCAAUACUACCAUCAGAUUUCUGAACGGACAAUGAACAAAUCCAUAAACACAACCUCACUAUUAUUACUUCUCUUUUACACUGUUUAUUAAAUUUAAUUUAUACUUUUAUUGUAAUUUAUGGUAUUUGUUAUGUAUUGUGCUGCGGGAACAACUAACAUGUGUCAGCAUUAAUA